AUGUCAUCACCUCCGGAAUCGUCACCUGCCAAGCCAAAAGACGACCUGAGCAUCUCAUCCUCGGCGCCGUCGGCAUCUCAACCCAAAUGCCAUGUCCACAAGCGUGCAAUAUACAUGUAUUCAUCGCCGCGGAUAGCCUACGUCUCUGAGUUUCAUCGUGAUCCUCCUUUUGACCCAUCAGCGGCGUGCCUGACAGCUAGAUUCGGGUGUUACCCGAAGGGUGAACUGAAGGACCCAGAUGCCAUUUACUGGUACACAUUUGCCAAUGGCGACGAAGUGUGGGACAUAUGCGACAAUCCAGUAUCAAACAGUGAAAAGGCAGAAGACUCCUGGGACGGAAGCCUCGACAUGCCGUUUGGUCCCGCCAACUCAGCCGCUCUCACUUCCGGUUACGAGGGAUCCCUUAUUCCCAAAUACGCCACGGCGGUCACGGAAUUGCCUCAGGAUCCAACUGAUGAUCCCCACGCCAUCGUGAGGAGGUGGCACAUUGACAUGGAAAGGAUCGAGGCCUGGAAAGACGAAGUAGCACAAACAGCUCAGACUGCAGAUCCUGACGAGAUGCUGCCCUCUCCUCCGUCAACUCACCUGGAAAGUCCUCCUUCUCCGCACAUCGAGGCCUGGAUAGGCGAAGUAGCACAUACAACUCAGACUGCGGAUCCUUACGAGAUUUUUCCCCCUCCUCCAUCAACUUACCUGGAAAGUCAUCCUCCUCCGCACAGUUCUUCGCCAGUGAAACCUACGACAACCACUCGUCAUUCUGUGACAGAGAUCACGGAGUUUAGACAACAGCUUGAAAUAUCAUCAGAAGCGAAGGAACAGGAAAUUGUCGAUGCCUAG
Messenger RNA from Sordaria macrospora k-hell, 837 nucleotides. RefSeq lists its product as uncharacterized. Lineage: Eukaryota; Fungi; Ascomycota; Sordariomycetes; Sordariales; Sordariaceae. The record is from RefSeq and is a predicted model, not a curated record.